AUGGUCGAUUGGGCCGGUCUCGUCCUGAAAUGCUCGUACUACUAUGGCCAUGUGAUAGGCCUGACCAAUUUCGAGUUCGACUGGGCAACGGGUCGGGUGUACACCAGCCAAAGGAGCACCGUGUAUGCGAUGUGCAUGGGCGUAAUAUAUCCAGUGCUACUGGUUUGCCGCUGGGUAGGCCGGGCCAGGAUUAAUUUGAUGUUCGAGAAGGCCAACAUGUUGCACGAGUACGUGAUGGUGCUCGUGGGAGGCCUGAGGAUCGUGGCCGGGCUGUCAACGCUGAUCGGUCGAUGGCAGAAGCGACGUCGCGUGAUGGGGCUAACCCGCUCCGUUUUUCGCCUAUUCCGGGAACGGCCUGAGGUGCUGCUGAUGUGCCGACGCGGAAUUCUGGUCAAGGUCUUCAUUGGAGUCGUCACCGACAGCCUCCACGUGUUGUUCAGCGUGGACACCAUGGGCAGUCACAUGGACACCGGCCUGCUGAUCGGCCAGUUUCUGAUGUACUCCCUGACGAGCAUUGUCAACUUGGCCGUGGCCCAGCACAGCCUCACCAUGCUCUUCCUGCGGGCCCGCUACCAGCUGCUCAACCGGGAGCUCCGCCAGGUGAUCGACGAGUCGUCUGGCCUCAGCCACAGGCCGCCGCGCCGGGGGGUCUUCAUCUGCCGGUGCUGCUGCCUGGCCGACAGGCUGGACGCCAUAGCCAGCCAGCAGGGGAAGCUCCAGGCGAUGGUCGUGCAAAUCGGCCAGGUAUUCGCCAUUCAGGGCCUGCUGGUCUACUCGGGCUACUACCUCUCCACGGUGGCCGUGGGCUAUCUCACGUACAGCAUCUUCAAGAAUGGCCCCGAGGCUCUGGGCAUUACCCCUAUGGGACUAGUUCUGAUUGCCGUUUGGUGCUGUUUCUACUACACGGAUGCCAUGCUCAAUCUUUUCGUGAUGCUGAACAUCCUGGAGGAGCACAAGGCGACGGCCAGGCUGUUGGAGGAGCGAACCCUGUUCGCCUCGGGUCUGGAUGUUCGCCUGGAACAAGCCUUCGAGAGCCUGCAGCUGCAGUUGAUACGGAACCCCCUGGAGCUGAAUAUCAUGCAGAUCUUUCCCGUCACCCGCGGCUCCACGACUGCCAUGUUCGGAUCCGUGCUGACCCACUGUAUAUUUCUAAUUCAAUACGAUAUGGAGCACUUUUAA
Messenger RNA from Drosophila pseudoobscura, 1179 nucleotides. Its product is annotated as putative gustatory receptor 36a. Lineage: Eukaryota; Metazoa; Arthropoda; Insecta; Diptera; Drosophilidae. Gene Ontology annotation, cellular component: membrane; axon; dendrite. Gene Ontology annotation, biological process: chemosensory behavior; male courtship behavior; sensory perception of taste. Bases 1 to 1179 code for a protein of 392 amino acids. The transcript has 2 exons. The record is from RefSeq and is a predicted model, not a curated record. Gene Ontology annotation, molecular function: sweet taste receptor activity.